AUGGCCCUUUUGACCGAGAAGCGUACUAAGAAGACAGCUGCUCCUGCGGCCGACAGUUCCCCGGAGGAGUCCGACUCCGAGGGCGCUCAGGAAUCCGGCAGCGAGGUAGAGGGCAACGCCGGCUGGGCGGACUCCAUCCUGAAAGUGCUGAAGACCACCAAGCCGGAGACCCAAAAUAAAACAGUGCUCGCCAGGGCCAAAAAUAGCCAGGCGGCUGUGCGAUUCCAGAAGGCCGCGGCCGCCAAGAAGCCGGGCUUCGACUUUGAGAUCGAGAAAACAGAGGCGAAGGACGAGGAGGACAGCGAGGAGGAGGAUGCGAAGCCGGAGGCAUCUGCUCUGGAUGCCACACUGACCAGGCAGCAGCGCAAGAAUGUGCCCCUCCAGCUGCGCGUGAAGCCCAGUUUCCGGGACAUGGAGCGCGAGCGAACGCUCCGCAAGGUGGCCACCCGCGGCGUGGUGCAGUUCUUCAACGCCGUGCGCAUCCAGCAGAAGGAUCUGCAGCAGCAGCUGGAGGAGGCCGGACCGCUGGACAGUCGGCAGGAUGCGGUGCUCAACAACAUCAACAAGCGCAAGUUCCUCGACGUCCUGAUGAGCGGCAAGCGAGCCAAAUCCACGGCCAUAGACAAUGCUGUGAAGAAGGAGGAGCAAGAAACGGACGACGACGACGAGGAAGAGGCUUCCGGCGGCAAAAAGAAGUCCGAAUGGAAUGUGCUGCGCGAGGACUUCAUGACGAACAAGAAGAUCAAGCAUUGGGACGAGGAAGACGACGACGACGAGGAGGCCAACAAUGAUGAAGCCGACGACAGCGAGGAUGAUGAUGGGGAGGAGGAUUAGCUUUAAUCUUUAAUAAACUAAAUAAAUGUUAGCUUUUC
This is a messenger RNA of Drosophila takahashii, 872 nucleotides long. RefSeq names its product RRP15-like protein. Gene Ontology annotation, biological process: maturation of 5.8S rRNA; maturation of LSU-rRNA. The record is from RefSeq and is a predicted model, not a curated record. Gene Ontology annotation, cellular component: preribosome, large subunit precursor. NCBI's taxonomy places the organism in Eukaryota, Metazoa, Arthropoda, Insecta, Diptera, Drosophilidae.